This is a messenger RNA of Ogataea polymorpha, 1367 nucleotides long. RefSeq lists its product as uncharacterized. Gene Ontology annotation, molecular function: guanyl-nucleotide exchange factor activity. The annotation marks the transcript as partial. Gene Ontology annotation, cellular component: cytoplasm. The transcript is spliced from 2 exons. The record is from RefSeq and is a predicted model, not a curated record. NCBI's taxonomy places the organism in Eukaryota, Fungi, Ascomycota, Pichiomycetes, Pichiales, Pichiaceae.
GUAUAUUCAUUAUGGUGGCUCUGAAAAGAUCAAGCGAGACACAGGUCAAUGGAACCAAACGUAGUUCGUCAGAGGGCCCAAUUGACGCCAAGAGGGCAAAAACGUCGCACUCUUUCCAAGCCUUGAGAGCCUCGAGAUUGAAGACAAUCAACACGAUUCCUGUCCCUAAAACUGAUUUGCUCGAUGUCUUUGUGUGGGGUUCGGGAUCUAUGUGCGAGCUAGGUCUUGGACCAGCUGCCAGCACAAAAGAGGUCAAGAGGCCGAGGCUGAACCCUUUCUUGAAGAAAGAAGAGGUCGGAAUUGUCGAUCUUGCUGUGGGGGGAAUGCACACUCUAGCCCUAGAUCACCGGAAUCAAGUCUGGUCGUGGGGAGGAAAUGACUCCGGGGUUCUAGGAAGAGACACUGCUAAAUCUGACGAAGACGGUGAAUUGAAUCCUUUGGAAUCGACACCUGCUGUCGUGGAAGGUUUGCCAAAGGACAAAAAAAUUGUGCAGCUAGCCGCCACCGACAACUUGUCCGCUGCCUUGUACGAGACGGGUGAAGUUUACGCCUGGGGAACAUUCAGAUGCAACGAGGGAAUUUUGGGAUUCAACAAAUCUGUCAAGAUCCAACGAACCCCCGUGAAGAUUCCCGAUUUCGAGAACAUUGUCCAAUUGGCUGCCGGAAAAGACCAUUUGCUAGGUCUGGACACCAAGGGAGUUGUGUAUGCAUGGGGUAACGGACAGCAGUACCAGCUGGGAAGAAAGAUCUUGGAGAGAACCAGAAUGACGUCUCUGGAGCCACGCUCCUUUGGACUGAAAAAUGUCAAAGCUAUUGGCUCAGGAGAAUUUCACUCGUUUGCCAUAACCACUGAUGGUAGGGUUCUGAGCUGGGGACUGAACCAAUACGGUCAGUGUGGAAUCCACGUUAACAUUGAGGAUGGGGCUGUCGUUUCAAAACCGACCGAAAUUGAGGAGCUGACGGGUAAGGACAUUGUUUAUGUGACAGGUGGAGAACACCACUCGUUGGCUCUAUCGUCUUCUGGUGAAGUUUACACUUUUGGCCGAUUUGACAUGAAAGAGAUCGGCAUCAAGAAGGAGAAGCUCCCAAAAGACGGUGUGAUCACCGACGAACAUGGCAAUGUCAGAUCUCUUCCUGUUGCCACAAAACUGACCACUCUUCCUAAAUGUAAGGCUGUUGCUGCUGGCUCUCACCAUUCGAUUGCUGUCACUGAGGACGGUAUUGCUUUUUCGUGGGGAUUUGCAGACACCUAUGCGCUUGGACUUGGAAACUUGGAUGAGGACGUUGCUACGCCUACCAGAAUCAACAACACCGCCACCAGAGACCACAAUAUUGUGAUAGUGGGCUGUGGCGGACAGUUCAGUGUC